UGGUGAAAGCUCAGAGCCGCCAAGAAUCCAGUCCAGUCUUGCAACCAUUAAGAUGGCACCAGUAAAGAGAGUAAAGCGGCGGUCGAAAGUUAGAAUUGCUCCGUGGUUUCCUCGGAGGUUUAAUCCCGAGGGUUCUUCACCCGUAGCUGUUCUUUCGAGGAGCGUCCCACAAGAAGCCCCGCCGCCUCCGUCAGUGCAACCCGAUGUUGAAGCAUUAGCAGAACGGUUCAGCAGAGUGUUUGGAAGUCCAGAUGUAAGGGAGGUGAUCCCUCAGGAGUGGAGAUGGGGAAGCCCGGCAAGCCUUCCUAUGACUCCAACUGCAUCCACCCCUCAAGCAGCCACGCCGUCGCCCUUAUGGGAUACCCCCAUACUGUCUUCGCCUGAUCCGGAGUUGGUGGCUGUAUGCAACCGGGCCUUGGACUGUGAGACCACGGCGAACCGUUUGGCCAGUUUGGACUUGGGAAUAACUCCGCUGCCUGGUAUGUCUACCGUGCCAACUCCCAGCCCUCUUCUCCAGCAGCCUGCGGUGUCCAUCCGAAAGAAGAAAAGACGGUCCCGUAGCCAGACUCAACGUAAAAAGGCUAACCAGCGCCGAGUACUCGUGGGGGUCAGUCUUGGAGGUGGUCCAGGAAGCUUCCUACGUCUUCCCCGAAAAGAGGCCGUAGAGAUGGGGUUGAUUCUGAAAGGCGAACAUCACCAUAUCUUUAAUUUUUUAUCCCCCAGCAAAUCCUCUACCCGAAGGGAGGGAGAGAUGUGAGGAAACGAAAUUAAGGACAGCACUGCACGUGGAAAUUAACCUACAGUCCGACACGAAAACGGCAUUGACAGCAAACCAGCUGACACGCUGGGGCCAGAUAACUACCGGCAGAUGGCAGUACUCCCCAAGUAAAUACGAGGACUGCUCCGGAAAUCUUUUAUAUUAUUUUAUUUUGUAUAUAUAUAUUUUUAUUUUCUAUUUAGACAAUACACUUUUACUUUUC
Messenger RNA from Photinus pyralis (common eastern firefly), 980 nucleotides. RefSeq lists its product as uncharacterized. The record is from RefSeq and is a predicted model, not a curated record. The transcript is spliced from 2 exons. Bases 53 to 757 code for a protein of 234 amino acids. NCBI's taxonomy places the organism in Eukaryota, Metazoa, Arthropoda, Insecta, Coleoptera, Lampyridae.